AUGCUACCAAGUGUGCCUGCGGUGAUUGUUAUCAACAUCUCCAAGUUGGCGUAUACGUACCUGUGGAAUGGCUCCGCCCGCGCACCGUACAUUGUGCCGGCGCUCAAGAAGCACACGGCGACGGUCAUUAUGGCCCAUGGACUGGGCGACAGUGGCGCAGGAUGGAUGUCUCUUGCUCAGAACUGGCGUCGCCGCGGCAUGUUCGAUGAGGUGGCUUUCAUCUUCCCAAAUGCGCCUAUGAUUCCAAUCACAGUGAACUUCGGAAUGACCAUGCCCGGAUGGCACGACUUGACGAAGCUUGGUCGCGAGCUCGAUUAUGAAUCAGCGAUUCGGCACCAGGACGAGCCGGGAAUCGUUCGAUCUCGCGAUUACUUCAACACUUUGAUCAAGGAACAGAUUGAUAAGGGCAUCAAGCCUUCACGGAUCGUUCUGGGUGGCUUCUCCCAAGGAGCUGCCAUAUCUGUCUUUACUGGUAUCACUUGCAAAGAAAAGCUUGGCGGUGUUUUCGGUCUGUCCAGUUAUCUCGUUCUCAGUGACAAGAUCAAGAAUUACAUUCCGGAGGAUUGGCCGAAUAAGAAGACUCCUUUCUUCCUCGCUCAUGGCUUGGAAGAUGAAGUCGUGUUGUUCGACUUCGGCGAUUUGUCGGCGAAAAAGAUGAAAGAGAUCGGCUUGGAGGAUGUCACUUUCAAGUCUUAUCCUGACCUGGGCCACUCCGCCGACCCAGUAGAGAUUGAGGAUCUGGCGCGAUUCCUUCAGAAGGUUAUCCCUCCAGAGGACGACGGGCAGGCUUCUGCCGGAUUAUGACUUGAUGACCAUAUCCGGACUCAGGGUUUAGCAGGAACACAUUUGAAAAGCCUUGUCUUCGGUGUCUUGAUUUUACUGUUUGCUAUCCUAUUGAUGAGAUUUAGCGCAAAAGAUAGGAAUACACGAGCUGUUUCUAAGCAGCGUUGAACAACGGCAUCCUUUGAUCGAGUGACACCUUCGAAUGCAAUUGCAUAGUUCUAUAACUUGCUAC
Molecule: messenger RNA, 1015 nt
Organism: Aspergillus novofumigatus IBT 16806
Lineage: Eukaryota; Fungi; Ascomycota; Eurotiomycetes; Eurotiales; Aspergillaceae
Product: palmitoyl-(protein) hydrolase
Exons: 7
Coding region: 1-804 (267 amino acids)
Biological process (GO): protein depalmitoylation
Cellular component (GO): cytoplasm
Molecular function (GO): palmitoyl-(protein) hydrolase activity; carboxylic ester hydrolase activity
Source: RefSeq, a predicted model, not a curated record